Molecule: messenger RNA, 526 nt
Organism: Tripterygium wilfordii
Lineage: Eukaryota; Viridiplantae; Streptophyta; Magnoliopsida; Celastrales; Celastraceae
Product: stress-associated endoplasmic reticulum protein 2-like
Exons: 3
Coding region: 158-364 (68 amino acids)
Biological process (GO): endoplasmic reticulum unfolded protein response
Cellular component (GO): endoplasmic reticulum
Source: RefSeq, a predicted model, not a curated record
AUAUGUCCAGAACAAAGAGGCAGAUCGUGAAUCGUGGGAGAGAAGGAAGGAGCUAGCGAGCGAGUCGCCGAAGAGGCAAGAGAAGAGAAGGAAUCGACUGCAAUUGUCCUGCGAUUCUUUGCUCUUGCGUUCUUAGCAGCCGGAUCUCUCCAUAACAAUGACUACAUCAAGGCGUCUUGCAGAGAGGAAAGUUGAGAAAUUUGAGAAGAACAUUACAAAGAGAGGAGCCGUGCCUGAAACUACCACUAAAAAGGGGAAAGACUAUCCUGUAGGCCCUGUUUUGCUUGGGUUCUUCGUAUUUGUUGUCAUUGGAUCAUCUCUAUUCCAGAUUAUCAGGACAGCAACAAGCGGUGGAAUGGCAUAAGCAUACACUGAAUUUUGAGGGAUGGCUGCAAAUUGCUGCACAAUGUGUUUUCCUGUUAGCCAAUAGGAAAUUUAGAAAUACUAGUAUGGGACUGGUGUUUACAUGUAUGCUUGUGAAGAACUCAGUUUAUGAAUAAUAAGACGUCCCUUUUCUUUAAUCUUU